AUGCAGUCCGGAAUCACAGCCUCUGCCGAGCUCCUCUCGACCUUUCAAAACAUUGUCUCAACUCCUUCUCUCCGGGGCCUCAUAGUCUCCAUCGAAAAAGAGACUCUUGUCCCGCGAGAGUUGCUCCUCUCUACUGGCAGCUUCGAAUCCGACCUCUCCCAGCUCGACGCGCUCCUUAAAGACAAUGAAGCUGCAUAUAUUAUUCUACGGCGCCGAGAGGACCCAGACCCAGCUCCUUUCAUCUCAAUUGCAUACGUGCCCGAUAGUGCCAAUGUGCGGCAGAAGAUGCUUUUCGCCAGCACAAGGAACACCUUGCUACGGGAACUGGGGACAGAAAGAUUUGGAGAGAGUAUUUUUGCCACGGUAAAGGAGGAGCUUACUGCAGAGGGAUUCAAGAGGCAUGAUGCGCAUGAGGCAAAGCCUGCGCCGUUGACGGAGGAGGAAAUGACGAUGGCCGCUGUCAAAGAGGCCGAGUAUGAAGCAUCUACUAGCACCAGUGCGAGAAAAUCUCACGUUAGUAGCGGGAUCAAGUUUCCUGUGAGCCAGGAGGCAAUUGAGGCGUUAACCAAUCUCCCGGGAGGCUUCAUCACCCUGGUGCAACUUGCGAUCAAUAAUGAAAAAGAGACUAUUGAGCUCGCAAAUGCUAGCUCCUCCGCCAUAAAUGACUUCACACACGUUAUCCCUGAUGACGCCCCACGUUAUUCCUUCUUCCGGUUCAACCACACGCAUGAAGGGCAGCAAGAAUCCCCCAUCGUCUUCAUAUACACCUGCCCCACCUCGUCUAAAAUCCGCGAAAAAAUGCUAUAUGCCUCUUGCCGCUCCAGCGUCGUCAACGCAGCAAUCAACGAGGCGCACCUAAACAUCGAGAAAAAACUUGAGGCUGCGAGCGCAACUGAGAUUGGUGAGGCCCAGCUGUUGGAGGAGUUCCAUCCGAAGGUGGAACAGAAGGCGAGCUUUAAAAGGCCGGCGAGACCCGGGAGGAGAUAG
Molecule: messenger RNA, 987 nt
Organism: Morchella importuna
Lineage: Eukaryota; Fungi; Ascomycota; Pezizomycetes; Pezizales; Morchellaceae
Exons: 5
Coding region: 1-987 (328 amino acids)
Biological process (GO): actin filament depolymerization; barbed-end actin filament capping
Cellular component (GO): cytoplasm; actin filament
Molecular function (GO): actin monomer binding; actin filament binding
Source: RefSeq, a predicted model, not a curated record